UGUGUUACCCAUGUGAGCGACUCGUUGAAUCAGAAGAAACUGUAAAUUAAUGAAUUUUUGUGUGUUUACUCUUCUAAAAGCUUAUUGUAAAUCCUGUGCAAAUUAAGAAAAAGAGGAAGAAAUCGUCAUUAAUUGAAGAAAAGUUUCACGAGAUGGAAGAACCAGAUAACAUUAAUAUUGAAGAAGGAAUGGAGAACAAGAGUGCAAAACAAUCUAAGGAUCCCAAGCGAAAGGCAAAUGACACAGUCUCGGAUGGUGGGGUAUUACGGCCUCUCAAACUGUCCAAAAAGGAGCUAUUCAAAGCCCCCACAGUGGAAGAGCUCAAUCAGCUGAAAGAAGCAGAAAAUCUCUUCCACUGUAGCAUAUUGAAAAUGCAGAUGGAAGAACUGCUGAAAGAAGUGGCCCUUAGUGAGCACAGGAAGAAGCUGGUGGAAUCUUUUGUGCAGGAGGUUACAGAUUCCCUGCAGUCUGUGCCUGAUUCUGAAGUUGUGGAGUUGGAUGAUCUUUCAUGGUUGCCAGGUGUGGAAGUCCCAUUCCUCUUCGCCUCGCUGGAAUCAAAAGGCAAAUUUCACAUGGAGCCUCCUGCAUCAAUUGAUGUGGUAGGCAGUUAUCCACUGGGGACCUGUAUCAAACCCAGAGUCAUUGUGGACUUGGCUGUCACUAUUCCAGCUUCUAUUUUGCACCCGAUGGAUGCCAUUAACCAGCGGUACCCACGAAAGCGAGCGCUGUAUCUGGCUGGCCUAGCGCAGCACCUCUGCUUCUCAGAGUCGGUGGGUUCACUGUGCUACUCAUGUCUCCAUGGCAACCGGCUUCGCCCAGUCCUACUUCUCAAACCCACAGGUAAAGACAGCAGUAAGGUCACGUUGCGGAUUCAUGCCAUUCCUCCUCCGGACUUCCUUAAACCUAGCCGCUUUCAUCCUCGGAAAAACAACAUCAAGACUGAGUGGUUUACAGGUGUUGCCAAUAAGCAGCAAGAGAGCAGUGGGCCCGCUACUCCUCAUUAUAACAGCACAGUUCUUGGAGAUCAUCUCCCACUGUCACAUCUUCAGUUCCUAUCAGCCAUCAGCGCACAGUGUCCUGCUUUUGGAGAUGGUGUCGCCCUCCUCAAAGUGUGGAUGAGACAGAGAGAACUGGACCAGGGUGCAGGUUGUUUUUGCGGCUUCCACGCAUCAAUGUUAAUGGCUUAUCUUCUAUCCACACACAAAGUGGGCAAAACCAUGAAUGCGUACCAGCUGUUCAGGAAUGCACUGCACUUCUUGGCUUCCACAGAUCUGACAGAGAGCGGGAUCACCUUGGCUAGAAACCCAGACUCAAAAGCGCCCUCACUGCAGGACUUCCAGGCAGCAUUCUCCGUGGUCUUUGUGGACCCGUCUGGGCAUCUCAAUCUGCUUGCAGACAUGACAGCUUUUACCUACAAACAGAUCCAGCACGAGGCAUCACUCUCGCUGAAGUUCUGGGAUGAUCCGACUGUAGACAGCUUCCAGGCUCUGCUCAUGACGUCCAAAGCCAUGAUCAGAACAUAUGACAAUGUCUUUCAACUGAGUGGGCUGGUGAAUUUGCAGGCCUCUUGUAAGAAGCUUUCACUCCUCAAUGAGCUCAUGGACCACAGCGGGAACUAUGUCCUAAGUGCACUUCCUUUCAUUUUGUCCCUCUUGCAACGAGGGCUUGGAGAAAGGAUCAACCUUCUGGUACACUCACUCCCUCAAGACCCUGAGUGGCCGGUGGACAGUUCACCUCCUAAGCAUAAGGACCAGCCGCCUUUGAAUAUUGGUUUGAUGCUGAACCUUGAACAAGCUCUCUCUGUUCUUGAGAGAGGACCGCCAGCAGAUAACCCCAAGGCAGAUGAGUUUAGGCAGCUGUGGGGCUCUCGCUCAGAGUUGCGGCGCUUCCAGGACGGAUCCAUCACUGAGGCAGUGCUGUGGUCAGGGAGCUCCACCUGUCAGAGAAGAUUCAUUCUGCUGGAGAUCAUCACUCACCUACUACAGCUUCAUGCCGAUAUCCCUGAAUCAUGUGUGAGACUUGUGGGUGGACAGCUGGAUGAUGUCAUCAAAAUUAGCAAAGAGAUGGGCACUACAGGAGAGGAGGAGAGUCUGAAGGUGGUUCAGUCUUAUGAUGACCUGAGCAGGAAGCUCUGGCAGUUGGAGGGGCUGCCACUGUCUAUAACAUCCGUGCAGGGUGCCCACCAGGCCUUGAGAUACACACAGGUUUUCCCUCCAGUUCCUGUGAAGCUGCUCUAUUCCUUUUUUGACAGAAAGAAGAACCAGCUCGGCUUAGUGCCACGGAAGGAAAAACCUUGCCCUUGUUACAUCACCCCUAUCAAAGUCAUUGUUCAUUUGGAGGGAAGUGGAAAAUGGCCCAGUGAGCACCUGGCAAUACGCCACAUCAAGGCAGCUUUUCACAUCAGCUUGGGAGAACUGCUUUGCAAGCAACACAAUUACAAAUGUCAUGCAACACCUGCCUACCUGGAUGUGUGUAAGGAUGGGCUAGCCUUCCGAAUCCAGGUGGCAUAUCACAGAGAACCGCAGAUCCUGAGGGAAAGCCUGACCCCUGAGGGAAUGCUGAUCUACAGGGAAAACGCUGAGGCCCAGGCACUGGAGCUGGAGACUCAGCAUAAACCUUUCCUAACCAGCACCUUGCAUGGGCUCCAGCAGCAGCUUGGGUGUUUUGGUGUCGUGUGCCGCCUGGCUAAGCGUUGGCUGGCAUCUCAGUUCCUUUUGGAAUAUAUCCAAGAGGAAGCAGCUGACCUGUUGGUGGCGUCACUUUUCCUACAUCCUGCACCCUUCACUCCACCAAGCUCUCCUCAGGUGGGGUUCCUUCGCUUCCUUCAUUUGCUUUCCACUUUUGACUGGAAAAACAAUCCCCUUAUAGUCAACCUCAAUGGCAAACUCACAGCUGCUGACCACACAGAUAUAAAGAAUGACUUUGUGGCCUCUAGAGAAUCUCUUCCCACCAUGUUCAUAGCCACUCCCACUGACAAGAAACUCUCUGUGUGGACUAAAAAGACGCCUUCUGUGCAGAUGCUUCAGCGUGCUGUCAUGCUUGCAGCAGAGAGUUUGCGUGUUUUGGAGACUCAUCUUAUUGACUCCAGUCAAAAGCAGGACAUCCGGGUGGCAUUUCGACCUCCUCUGGAGGAUUAUGAUGUUCUGAUCCACCUCGUUCCACAGCAGGUUCCUCUGUUAGCUAAAGCUGUGGAUCCUCCUGCCAUCACCUUCCAAAACGGCACCUUUAGAGGCGAGCCAUCCGCCUCAGGAGGAGCUCUGCCAGUUAUAGACUAUGAUCCGGCCCGACUGUAUCUCUCUGAACUCAGGGAUGCAUUUGGAGAUCUGGCUCUGUUUUUUUAUGACCCAUUUGGUGGAACCGUGAUCGGAGUGCUGUGGAAGCCAACUGCCUUCAAGCCGCAACCCUUCAAGACAUCUUUAAUGAAUGCCCGCCGUGUGGAGGUGAACGGAGAUGUGGCAACCACCAUGCCAAACAUAGAGGCCAUCCUGCAGGAUUUCCGCAUCAUCGGGGAGGGUCUCGUCAAAAAAUUGGAACUAAGGACAGAAAAAUGGGCUGUCUAGGAUCUGGCAGUAGUUUCUGUGGAAAUAAAUGUUUAUCUGGAUAUAUUCUGUGUGUUUACUUGUAACAUUUCAUAUGCUUGAAUUCCUUAGAUUAAAUUCUCAGUGUCUUCCUUUUAAAAACAUUGUUCUUCUGUAUUAUUUUAAUUUAGUAAAAACAAGAUAAUUUGUUCCUUUUAUACAAUGGAUGACCCAAUUUUAUAUGUGAAUGUGGCUCUGUAAACAAAUGGAAAACCAUAUUAUGUAAAACUGAAUGUAUUAAAACAUUUAAAUUUACCUCAGAAUCAAAAGGUAAAAAAAAAUUAUUGCAUGAAAUGUAGGACCAUAUGACUAAUUCUUCAUAUUUUAGGAACUAGUUAUUUUUACUGUGACAUCAUGGCAGUAACACAUUUCCUCCCAAAUACUUGUUGCUGUGCUGUGGAAAAUUAAAGAACAUGUUGUAGUAUUUGUUGUUC
Messenger RNA from Pimephales promelas (fathead minnow), 4012 nucleotides. RefSeq names its product nucleolar protein 6 (RNA-associated) (gene nol6). The record is from RefSeq and is a predicted model, not a curated record. Gene Ontology annotation, cellular component: small-subunit processome; UTP-C complex; CURI complex. Lineage: Eukaryota; Metazoa; Chordata; Actinopteri; Cypriniformes; Leuciscidae. Gene Ontology annotation, biological process: rRNA processing; tRNA export from nucleus.